Scylla paramamosain (green mud crab) is the source of this 1976-nucleotide messenger RNA. Its product is annotated as ionotropic receptor 21a-like. The coding region runs from base 18 to 1940 and encodes 640 amino acids. Gene Ontology annotation, molecular function: ligand-gated monoatomic ion channel activity. The transcript has 11 exons. Lineage: Eukaryota; Metazoa; Arthropoda; Malacostraca; Decapoda; Portunidae. Gene Ontology annotation, cellular component: membrane. The record is from RefSeq and is a predicted model, not a curated record.
UGCAACUGAGCACCAGUAUGCUCGUGAAGCUGGUGUUGGUAACUUGUCUUGGCGUCGCAACUGCCCGUCCCAAAAUGCGAGAUGGUCAGGAGCUGGUCCUGCAUACUGGUGGUGCAGCAGAAUUAAUGCGGAGUCCACUAAACGCUUCGUGUACCACCAUCGCCGUAACAGACAGUACUACCACUCCUCCAGACGCUGUAAAGGAUCUGCUCGAAAAAUCAGCGUUGGACCAGUGGCAAGUGAUGGCAACAUUUGAGGUGAAUUUAGAGAAGAGAAACACCACCAUUACUGAUCGCCUGUCGAAGUUGAUCCCCUUAGCACGUCAACAGGCGCGUCAGCUGUCGUGGUGCUCGAUGGUGGUGGUGGUGAGUCUCGAUCCUGACUUUCUCAUCGCAUUCGCGGAGUGGUCUCUGAAGGGAAGGCUGCUGGUGUGGACCACCAAGCUGCUGGUGGUGAGCCGCCUGACAAAUACGCAGCUCCAGGACCUUCUGCCCGCCCACUGGACUUUCUCCAUGAUGAACACAGUGUUUCUCAACAUGGAGGGCGACGCUGAGCAGCCCCGGUGUGGUAUGUACACGUACUUGCCGUACAGCAAAGGUGGCUCCCAGAUGGUGAAGAUCGCCUUCUGGACACCAGCUCACGGCUUCAAACACCUCUCUUCUGUCUCCUUUUUCCAGGACAAAUUCCAAAAUUUCUACGGAGCCAAAGUGAACGUGACAUCCGAACCCUACAUGCCUUACUGGGACGAGGAAGAGGUGCUGGCCGCUGAUGGUUCCAAGACAAUCGUGUACCGUGGCUCUGACUACCGCAUGGUGGAUGCUAUUGCCUCGGCUCUUAAUUUUACUGUCCGCGUCCUUCCGACGUCAUCGUGGACUGAGGUAACAAGACUGGUGGAGGAGAAGACUUCACUGAUAUCUCCAAUUAUUCAUAAUAUCAUACCAGAGCGCAUCGAAAAAUUUGACUUCACUUAUUUAUAUGAAAAUUCAUAUUCGUCAUUUGGCAUGGCUAAACCCAACCUGGAGCCUCGAUGGAAGAGCGUUUACUAUCCUCUGUCUACUGGAGUGUGGAUAGCAGUGAUUGGACAUGUCGUCUUCUUUCCAUUCCUUUUGUGGCAGCUCAUUCGUGCAGGACAUGAUGGAGACACAGACGUGAGUGUGGGGGCAGUGUUCCAGGACAUGGUGGGGAUGCUGCUCGGCCAGAACCUUCCUCACCGGUUGUCCUACACCUCCUCCAGCAGGGUUCUGGUGGCUGCCUGGCUGAUGUUCGCUCUCAUCCUCGGAUUGGCCUACCGGGGCAACUUGACUGCCUCUCUCACCCUGCCCAAGUAUCCACCGCGCCCAGAGACACUCAAGGAAAUCGUCGACAGUGUUGACAUGGUAACGAUGCCUAGUUACGGUAAACACUUCCGUAAAUUCUACAGUGACUCUGAGUCUCCAUUAUUUCAAGCUCUGGGAAGCCUUAUGAACCCUGGACCUUCACUCAUGGAGGGGCUCAAGAUGGCGUUGGUGAAAAGAAGCAGCCAUCUAGAUGCAAGAAAGUACAUUCAGCAUGGAAUUCUUGAUAAAUUUACGGAGAAAGACGGCAGCACCCCUCUGUACGUCACUCGUGGAUCCGUCUCUCCCACCCCUUGUGGAUGGCCAAUCCCACACGACGCGCCGUACAAGGCUCACUUGGACAGGUUGAUCGUGGCCACCUUGGAGGCUGGCCUCUAUGAUAAGUGGACAGCAGACUUGAUGAGGGAGACGAAGCUCAGAAGUCAGAGGAGACAACGGCAACGUCACGCUGCAGGUCACGAAGGCCAGACAGAACCAAGGGGCGUAAAUGAGGAUGGUCUACCAACCCUCACGAUUAACCACACGCAGGGCGCCUUCAUCCUCCUCCUGCUGGGUCUCGUCUUUGAUAUACUCGUAUUUUCCAGUGAGCUGCUAUGUAAGAUUUAACGGUUCAAAUAAAAUCUGUGGCCAUUAAACAAUAAA